AUGGUUAUUGUAGCCGCGCUUGGGCGUUUGUUUGUCUUCUACCACAAUGACACAACAAGGCUCGGAACACGGUGUCCCACAAGAUGUUAUUCCUCCCGCUACAAGGCGAUCCCCCGAAAGCGUGAAUCAGUAACACCGUCCAAAACGCUGUUGAAUCUCAAGUUAGAACCUACUACUACUCCGACCCCUACUCGACGACGUCCCCGAAUAUUGGAGCCUGAAGACGAUGAAAGCUUGCCGUCGUCAAAGCCCAAAGGGUCACCAUCUAAGAAGCAGAGACAAGGCUAUGCACCUCCGGAGAAAUAUGCUCAUCUAGAUAAGUUGACGGAUAGACUACAAGGCGGGCUAGAUGUGUUGUUCUGUGGGAUCAAUCCCGGAGUCAAGUCGGCAGAAAUCGGGCUUCAUUUCGGCCAUCGUAACAAUCGGUUCUGGCGUUGUUUACACCAGUCAGGCUUCACCCCGACCACUUUGCCUCCCUCUGCGGGGCCUUCUCUCCCCGAGCAAUCCAACAUUGGUUUAACAGAUCUGGUUGAGAGGCCGACAUCCAAGGAGGAUGAACUGUCCCGAGACGAGAAGAUAGCAGCCGUCCCUUCUUUCCUAAACAAGAUCGCUCUAUUCCGACCACGGAUAGUCUGUUUCAUCGGGUUGGAGAUUGCUAGGAUAGUGCGAAAACGUGCCAUUCCGGGCUAUACUUGUCCAAGCAGACCUAGCAGCCCGACGAAACGGUCGGGUAGCUUGAAGGCUCAGGUCAACAGGAUGAAACCCCUGCCACCAGACGGGGUUAAUAUUCAAACUGGUUCAUUCUGACGAUGAUCCAUGCACUUCAGUGGGGAGCUCCUUGGCAGAAGUUCCAGACCCUGCGCCUCACGGUGUAAAGGAAACCUUGUUUUUCGCUUUACCCAGUACUUCCGGCCUUUCAACCACAUAUCAGCUGUCCGAACUGGUUUCUUUCUUUACUCAGGUCAAGCAGUUGCGGGAUGAACUAAAGCAAGGUAAUUUGAGAACUGACGAUAUACCCACUAUCCGACUACCCUUGCAUGAGUAGCAUUUGUUUCUCUCUUGUCUAUAAUACGGACCACGCCAUUGUGGCUGAGUAGGAUUAUGAUAUUCAACGAGCUCAACUCGAACCCUUAAGACGAAGAAGCCCGAAUAGCCUGC
Molecule: messenger RNA, 1158 nt
Organism: Marasmius oreades (fairy-ring Marasmius)
Lineage: Eukaryota; Fungi; Basidiomycota; Agaricomycetes; Agaricales; Marasmiaceae
Exons: 7
Coding region: 1-807 (268 amino acids)
Biological process (GO): base-excision repair, AP site formation
Molecular function (GO): mismatch base pair DNA N-glycosylase activity
Source: RefSeq, a predicted model, not a curated record